UCUCCCUUGUAUCUCAGCAUGGAUGAUCAAGGGUGUCCAAGAUGUAAAACAACUAAAUACAGAAAUCCUUCAUUGAAAUUGCUUGUUAAUAUAUGUGGACACUCAUUAUGUGAAAGCUGUGUAGACUUGCUCUUCAUUAAAGGUUCUGGGGCUUGUCCUGAAUGUGGUACGGCAUUACGAAGAAGCAAUUUUAGACUUCAACUCUUUGAAGAUCCUUAUAUAGAAAAGGAAGUAGACAUUCGAAAAAAGAUUUUGAGAGACUUCAACAAAAAGGAAGAUGAUUUUAAUAGCCUGAAUGAAUACAAUGACUACUUAGAGAUGAUUGAAACUAUUGUAUAUAAUUUAGCCAACAAUAUUGAUGUUGAAGAGACAAGGAAAAUGAUAGAUCAAUACAAGAAAGAAAAUAAAGAGCAGAUUAGUAAAGGGAGAGCAAAAAUAAGCAAAGAUGAAGAGUACUUAGAGAUGUUGAUUGGUCAAGAAAAACAAGAUUCAGAAAUCAGAAGACAGAUAGAAGAAGAGGAUGAAAAAAGACAUAAAAACAUUAAAUUAAAAAAUAAAGAGGCUUUGAUUGAUGAAUUGAUGUUUUCUGACAUGUCAGCAAAAGACAUUAUUGCCAUUCACAAGCAUGACCAAGAAAAAGAAGAUAUAGAAAUAGAAUCUAGUCUACCUCAACAACCUGCCACCCAGUUCUCUACGGGAAUUAGACUGGGUGCUCAAAAUGCAUUUUUACCUGUGCCAGAUGAAAAAAUAGAAAUUUACAAAUACUCACCAAUACAUGUAGACUUGUGUGGUCCAGAACUUCAAGAAGAAGAACAAUUACUAUCACUUGGAUAUAUGCGUAAUGUGAGAGUAACAUCAGAUUCAGAGAAGGCUGGUGGUUUUGAUACUAAAUUUUCCUGCCAAAGAGCAUUACAGGAUGCCUUCUGUGGACUCUUCUAUUUCCCUGUAGCUCCUCAGAUGGACCAAAGCUGAUAGAGGAUUCACCUUGAACACAUUAAAAUGUACUGUUUGACAGUUCACAAUGUCCUAAGUGUCAAAGAAUGAUUACAUGUGAUUGGCAAGUAAAUUAUAGGCCAUCUGAAUGUUAUAUACUGAUCAUCAGCAAAAAAUGGAUGUGAAAAAUCAUUAUGCAAGAAAAAAAAAUAUGUUUGUGUUCACUUGUUUGUAAAAUCCUAGAUUUGAAAAGUCUACAUGGGUGAAUUUAAAUGAAACUGCUGAAUUAGACAGUCUGAUAUGAAUGCACAUUGUGAUGAUAAUCUGUCUUAUAUUGUACAGAGAUGCAACGUGACUGAUUGAUUGUUGCUAAGCAUCUGGCUGUGUCGCUUUUAAACAGCUAUAUACAUGUCAAUGAGCAGAGAAACUAUAUGGUUGUAUUCUUAAAAUGAUGUCUUUGUCUGAUUACUAAGGCUGCAAAGUUGCAAAUAGGAAAUUGAGAGAAAUGUGCACAGAUUUAAGGUAGCUUAAUUUUCUUUUUUCAAUAAGAAAAAUUAAAGAAAUUAAUUGUUUUAGAGUUUCUUUUAUUCAUAAUUGUCAUUUCUCAUGGUUUGUAGGUAAUGGUAUUGUGUGUUGGUUCUUUGGUACAUCUUUGGUUGAAAAGGAUUACACAAAUGUGAAUUAUCAAUCAGGUUUUACUGAUUUUUAAAACUUACUUUUCGAUAACAACCUUUUAUUGCCAUCAUUGAAAUGUUCUUAAAAGUGUUAAGAUGUCAAAAAGUAGUGAAUAAAAGAAGAAAGCUGAUUAAAAAAAAAAAAAAAAACAUAAAAUAAGAUUUUAUCUGAAAAAUGAUAGAAAUGUUAUCUUAUUGGUCAAGUUUAUGUUUAUUAUCUUCAUUUAAGAUAGAAAAUUUCUCAAUGAGCUGGAUAUAGUAGUUUGUUAUAGAAACUGCUUGUAUUUUUUUCAUGUCCAAGAAAUCAUCAGUUUUUCAUGGCAACUUUAAAAAGUCAGGGGUGUUGCUGAAUAAAUAUAUAAAGUAAGAGCAAAUUGGAAUAUUGUGAUAUUCAUACAUAAUUGAGUUGAAAUACAAAAUAAAGAUAAAAACAACAUGAA
Molecule: messenger RNA, 2047 nt
Organism: Mytilus trossulus (common blue mussel)
Lineage: Eukaryota; Metazoa; Mollusca; Bivalvia; Mytilida; Mytilidae
Product: CDK-activating kinase assembly factor MAT1-like
Exons: 8
Coding region: 19-972 (317 amino acids)
Biological process (GO): regulation of transcription by RNA polymerase II; nucleotide-excision repair; positive regulation of cyclin-dependent protein serine/threonine kinase activity
Cellular component (GO): transcription factor TFIIH holo complex
Molecular function (GO): cyclin-dependent protein serine/threonine kinase activator activity
Source: RefSeq, a predicted model, not a curated record